AUGCCGCUCGGCACGGGAGGCCCGGCGCAGAAGCACCGGCACGACUGGGUCGUCGCGCCUCGCAAAAGACCCCACGUGCCCGUGAUCUUCGGCGCCCUGGGAAGCAAGAGCGACGAGGAGAAUGCCAAGAAGCUCCUGCUACUCUUCUGGCCCUGGACCAGCAACGUCGAGGACGCCACAGACGAGGUGCCUUACAUCGGCGACCUGCGCCCGCGGCACAUGAGCAGCUGGCGCGAGGCCCUCAGUGCGCGGAUCGCGCGGCACGGCUUCCCCACCGAGGAGGUGCGGCGCUACGCCACGAACUACGCCUUCGUCUACUGCCGGCCCCGCCAGUACCAGCUGGAAGACGACCUGGCAAACAACAGCGACAACGACUUCGCGGAGGACCAGCUGCAGCGCCUGGACCCGGAAGAUCUGAAAAAGGCCAUCGCCACGCGCAUCAAGGGAAGCAACGAGGCAGAGGCCGGCGACGACGAGCAGGAGAACCGGCAAAGGGACGAGGAGACGAGCACCCAACGCCGACUCACCGCGCAGAUGUUCGACCUCUCCAAGGACGUCUGGCGCGACGGCGCCGAAGAAAGUCGGAACCUGCGAGACGUCGCGCAGGAGCAGCGGCGACGCAUGGAGGGGAUCCAGGGCGUCCAGAAUCCGGCCCGCUUCCUCGCCGCGGCCCGCGCCUCCGGCGCGCGCAGCGCCCGUGCGCAGCCCCAGAACUUCGUCGGGCUCCACGGCCCGCAAGGCCGACCGGCGGUGAACCCGCAGCGCGUCGUCACGGCCAAAUUGCUCCGGGACUGGCUCGACAAGACCCGCUUCGUCGAGGACCGGCUGGAGGACACCGCGCUCAAGAGCACGGAGCCGCUCGUGUGGCAGCUGCACGGCUCGCCCGGCACCGGCAAGUCCCACUCGCUGAAGUUCGUCCGCGAGCUCUUCGAGGAAGUGCUGGGCUUCAGGCAGGGCAUCGACUUCGAGGUGGCCGCCUUCCAGGCCACGAACGCCGCGGACGUGCGGGGCCACACCAUCCACAAGGCCUGCGGCAUCAGCAUGGACCGCUACAGCCUCGACAAGCCCCCGGCCCCCGACACCACGAAGCAGAUGGCCUUCUGGCGCUGGCUGAUCGUGGACGAGAUCGGCAUGGUGAGCGCGCGCCUGCUCGCCCAAAUGGACCAGCGGAUCCGAAGCGCCAAGCCCGCGGCGGACGAGUGGAAGAUCGACCCCAAAACCAACCGGCCCCGGCCCUUCGGCGGCGUCAACGUGCUCUUCACGGGCGACUUCGCCCAGCUGCCCCCGCCCGAGGGCGGCGGCAUCGCGGAGAUCCCGGAGCUCUUCUGGAACGGGGCGGUCCAGGGCGUCACCGAGCUGGUGGAGCGCGAGCGUUGCAAGGACGAGUGGUGGAACGAGGUGGUGGACGAGCUGCGAGAGGGCUACCUGUCGGACAAGAACCACAAGUAUCUGCACGGCAGGCCCGUGGAGGGCUGCACCCUCAGCUCCGAGGAACGGGCCUCCAGGCAGCGGGUCAUCGAUGGGCCCGACGACCCCAGGCUGCAAGACAUGAAGUUCGUGACGGGAACGGUGAUCGUGGCGAACAACGACGCCAAAUAUCAAAUAAACAAGGACCGGGCCGCGGGCUACGCCCGCGCGGCCGAGACGCCCCUGCGCUGGUCCGUGGCCAAGGACAAGGCGCUCUCCAAGGUCCUCCAGACCCAGGCCUGCGACAAGGACGCCAAGCUCCGCUGGCUCCAGUACCACGACAUGGACACGGAGGGCCUCUGCGGCAUGCUGCCCCUGGCCAUCGGCAUGCCCGUGGCGCUCACGCAGCACGUGGACCGCUCCGAGCAGGCGCUCCUCAAGGGCCGCAUGGCCCACGUGUACGUGAAGUUCAAGGAUGCCGAUUGGACGCUGGACGGAUCCACGGAGAAAGGCCUCUACCCGAUCGAGCCGGUAAAGCGCACGUGGAAGCUCGACAAGGGCAGGAAGAACCCCGUGCUGGCCGUCUCCAGAACGCAGCUGCCCCUGGUGCCCGCCUUCGCCAUCACGGCCCACAGCAGCCAAGGCAAGACGUUGAGCGCGGUGCUGCUGGACUUCAACAUCCACCGCCGGACCCACGUCUCCUACGGCACCGUGGUCGCCAGCCGCGUCCGCAGCCGCGAGGACGUGCUGAUCCUGCGCGCCUUCCCGGCCUGGCUCUACCAGCGCGGCCCGCCCGAGGGCGUCGCGAAGCUGCUCCAAAGGCUCCGCGGCGAGCUGAACCUGGACGCCUUCCGCGAGGCCACCUGGCCCAGCGCCCCCUGCGAAGCCUGCCGGAGAGCCAAGCCGCUGAACCUCUUCGCGGACGCGCAGUGGCAGAAGGCAAGGGCCAACCGCCCGGCCACGUGCCUGGCGUGCGAGAAGAAGAAGCGCGCGGACCGCAGCUUCCAGCCCGGCAAACGGAAGAAGCACACCUGCGCGGCCUGCAACAUGGAGAAAAUCGAGGACGCCUUCCCUCCGGCAGUGCCUGACCUGCGUCAAGGCCAAGCCUACCCUGACCUGCAGCGUCUGCCGCGAGACCCGCCCGGCGAAGGACUUCUCCAGCACCAUGCUCACCAUGCCGCCGCAUUGCAUCGCCUGCAAAGACUGCCAGCUGAAAAUGAGCGGGAAAGCAAAGCGGAGCAGAACAGGAUGGUUUACUUGCAAGUCGUGUAA
Symbiodinium natans is the source of this 2679-nucleotide messenger RNA. Lineage: Eukaryota; Dinophyceae; Suessiales; Symbiodiniaceae. The record is from the annotation of a GenBank genome assembly.